This is a messenger RNA of Lathyrus oleraceus (garden pea), 563 nucleotides long. RefSeq lists its product as uncharacterized. The record is from RefSeq and is a predicted model, not a curated record. The transcript is spliced from 3 exons. Gene Ontology annotation, biological process: translation. Gene Ontology annotation, cellular component: ribosome. Gene Ontology annotation, molecular function: structural constituent of ribosome. Lineage: Eukaryota; Viridiplantae; Streptophyta; Magnoliopsida; Fabales; Fabaceae. The coding region runs from base 34 to 339 and encodes 101 amino acids.
UUAGGGUUUGUUGGGAUUAGGAGAUAAGAGAAAAUGAAGCAAGUAGUAGGAAUGGUGGUUUCAAAUAAAAUGCAAAAGUCGGUUGUGGUGGCAGUGGAUAGAUUAUUUCACCACACGGUGUUCAACAGAUAUGUUAAGCGCACUUCAAAGUUCAUGGCUCACGACGAGAACAAUCUUUGUAAUAUCGGUGACCGGGUUCGAUUGGAUUCUUCUAGGCCUUUGAGCAAGCGUAAACAUUGGGAGGUUGCUGAAAUUCUCAAGAAAGCACGCAUAUAUGUUCCUCCUUCUGCACCGGUGUCUGAGAAUGUGAGCUCCGGAGGACCUACAUCUACAUCAUGAAUUGGUUAAAGGGUCCUGGUGGAAGACCUGGCUUUGGUCGUGGUUCUGGUGGCUUUGGAGCACCAACAAGUUCAAACCAUGCUUAAAUGUUAUGAUUUCUGAUCCAGUUCAUGCAGUUUUGGCUGUCUUUAGAUCCUAUAGUAUUUCCCCCUCCUCUCAAAGUUGUUUAAUCCCUCUGACAUUUUAAUUUAUAGUUAUUCAUGCAAUGAAGAUUUUGAACUGAA